Molecule: messenger RNA, 3389 nt
Organism: Alnus glutinosa
Lineage: Eukaryota; Viridiplantae; Streptophyta; Magnoliopsida; Fagales; Betulaceae
Exons: 2
Coding region: 2293-2946 (217 amino acids)
Source: RefSeq, a predicted model, not a curated record
CACAAGCAGAUUUCGUUUCGAAGCAGAUUUGUCUUCAGCCAUCAGGUUGCUUGGAGUGUGGUAUGGGUAUGGGAAUGCGGUGGCUCUUGUGCCCACUACACGGUUCAGUUGGGGUAGGCUUCGCUGGUUUGCCAAUUUGGGAUGUUUUGUGACUAUACAUACGUCUAUAUAUAUUUUUAUGUGGAUUUUUACUUUUGUCGAAUAUAUAAACAUAGAGAAGAUUAAAAGAUAACAUCGACAGAAAAUAUUAAAAAGUAGGUCAGAUCUUUUAUUUUGAGUAUGAGAUCUAGUAUUCAAUUAUUUUAUUUUAUCAAAAGUAUUAAAGAUCAGAUAAUAUUUUUAUUUAGGUAUGAGACCAAAUCAAAUAUUCUAGUUUUUUGAAAACUAAAAAUAGAUCAAAUCAUUAUUUUUUAUUCUUUAAUCAAUCAAAUCAGUGUUUAUUCUUUAAAAUUGGGAUUGCUGAAUGUAGAGAGCUGAAACACGAACAUACCACGACUGAGGUCAACAGUCUUGAACUCAGUUCCCUAGGGGGUUGGGGAAUCCAAUAACUGUGUUUUAUAGUUUCAACAAUUUAAGGUGGCAUUGUUGUUGGUGUUAUGGUUGUUAUUGAUACUUUUGUCUAAAUGGAACAAGUUGUAAUGAACAGCAAGUAAUCACUCUCUCCCCCACCUCUCUCUUUGAUACCUUGGGUUGUGAAGGUAUUGUGCAAGCAUCUGCUAAGUCCUACAUUGGUUAUGUACUAAGUGGAAUAUGGUUAUAUAGGUGAUUUCAGAGAUCCGGUAGUGAUCUAUCCUUUUGGGGUAUAGUAUAGAUAUGGUUAGCAUUUUUCUGGGUUGUGACAUAAUAGUAUCAGCGUUAAGUUUGUAAUGCCAUUUAGGUCUUUGACAAGGAUGUUAAGAAUUUGAGUGGUACGAUUGUGAUACACCAGAUUUUUGAUUGUGUGUGAAAUCUUAUAUUGGAUAGACGAAUUUUUAAGGUGUUGCAUGAGCAUACGCUAAGUUCCAAAUUGGUUUGUGUACUAAGUGGGACUAAGUAACACCAAAGAGCUUUUGUAUUGACUAGUUAUUUUGGAUAUAGCUCAUAAGUGAUUACUGUGUUGUUGGGUUGUGACAAAAUAAUACCAAAGUGAGGUUAGUAAUGCCACGUGACUUUGUUCCACUGUUACUCAACGUAGGUCCUAACUGGAACAUUAAGAAUUUGAGUGGGAAGAUUAUAAUGUAUAUUUGAUAUUUGGGUUUUGUAUGUUAUAGUAUUGUUUCUUAUGAGUUUUCUCUCUUUGAGGAAAAAUCUCUCUCUCUCUCUCUCUCUCUCUCUCUCUCUCUCUCUCUCUAGUGGUUUCGUGUGCAUGCGCGUCAUGCUAGGGCUUUGCUACGUUCUGACAUAUCAGAGCUUGGCCGGCUUCGGAGUAUGAGAUUCUGUCGCGUUGGCGCGUUUACAGGCCGCUCUAGUUUAGAUCGGGAAGGUUGUUUUGCUUCUUUAGCCGGAGUUUGUUAGCGAUUUUCUGUCUGGUUGCUUGGGGUUUGCGUUUGUUUGCUUCUCCUCUCUGAUGAUGAUGCGAUAUUCUUCUGGGGUGGCCGCGUGAGGUUGGAUAUGGAGAGCGCUUCUUCGUGGAGGCCAAAUCAUUCUCUUUUUUGGUGGAAAAAGGUAAGUCAGAGCUCUGGCUAGAUGUAAGGAGAAAAGGCUAUGCUGAAGUUGUAUCCUUGGGCCCUUGAUGUGUCGUUUGGUUGAUCGUGACGUUAGAAGAGGUGCUACGGAGUACUAGAGUCGAGGAGUUUGUCAAAACCACCCAGAUGGCUUCAAAUUUCAUCACCGUUCAGAGGGGUGGCAAUAGGGCUGAAUGCUUUUUGGAGGUGGCGGCUCAAGCUGUGGGGGUGUCGGGGAGGGUUUAUUUUGUUGCCAGAAGGUCAUGAAGGACGGUGAUGGACUAGAUUCUUUGAGGAGCUAAAUGGCCUUCUUUGAGGCCAUGAGAGGGCUUCCUUAUUCUAGUGACUCUGCUAUGGACAAGAAGAUGAAUGAGAAGAAUCUUGGUCCUAGGCUGGGGGUGUUUCUUGAACCAUUUGUGGAGGAGGAACCUUCGAAGACACUGGAUUAUCCCUUGAGUAUAACAAAGUUGUUUCAAAUUCAUGUGGUGGUGCAGUUGAUGGAGAUGAGAUUGAUCAUGCUGCAGACGUUUCAUCAUGUGAUGCUGCCAAUUAGGGUAGGGCUGUGUAGAGAAAAAAGGAGGAUCUGUUUUCUCUCCUUUGGGCGUGGAAGGGUAGCUUCAAGAAGGUGCUAGGGGAUUUAGACUGGGUGAUGGCUUUGCUUUUGGUUGGGCUGGUGAAGCUUGGGAUGGGUCGUAAGCUCGUUAGGCGCAAGACGGGUCCAUGGGCCUUUAGGCGAGCACACAAGCCCAAACCUUAUCCCAUUCGCAAGUCCAAGCUCCAAUUUUAUUCCAAAGGGCCUCUUAAGCCCAAUUCCAUAAUUAAGUCCAAGUUUGACCUGGUUCUAGAGGCGUCAGAGACUUUGAUGAAGGAUAUGCCAGAGGUUCCAUUGACGGUUGGUCUGGUCUCGAGGAUGUCAGAGACUUUGAUGGAGGAGAAGACGAAGGCUCCUCCGGUUGGUCUAGUCCCAAAGAUUUCGGCGCGGGUCUCUUUUGGGUUUGUCCCAACGAGUUUUGGUGUCGCCAAUGUUCCCUGGACUGCAAGCUCGUUGUCGACAUUCCUUGAGAUUAUGUCGGAAUCUAAGAUUUUGGCAUCUUUUGCUGUGGUGGAUUGGCCCAGUGAUGGAGGGAAACCUAAACCGGUGAAGAGUCUUUUGCGGCGUGGCUUUCUCAAUCCUCUGUCCCCGCUGCAAGGAAGCUUCAGGUAUGGCCCCUGCAACCACAUUCUAGGUUGGCUCCGGGAGGGCUUCGUAGGCCAGAGGAUUAGUCGAGUGUCAUGGUUGAAGGGCUUCGGGCUAUUGAUUUAGGGUCCCUGUCUAUGUUGACCUCCAAACCUGUGAAGUUCCAUAAUAGCAAGAGGAGGGAUAACAAAUUUUUUGAAUAUGGACGAUAACUUAAUCGCCGAGGCAAUGUCGGCGUUUUGAGCCCCGCCUCUCUUCUGGUGCGGUGACAGGCUUGGUCCAGUCCCAAAAGUAGCUGAUUGGAUUGGAUUGGAUCCAUCUUCGGGAUGGGUGGAUAGAGAAGAGGUGGACAAAGAUUUCUGGGGUGGGGAAGACAGGUUUUUCUUACUCUUUGGGUGAUUUCUCCCCUAUCACCCGUUUGGACUGGGCUUUGAUGGGGCAUCUGUGUGAGGGGAUCGAUGUCACCUUAGAGGUUACCCCUCGAAAGGUAAAAGGUAGAAGGGAGCUUCUAAACUUAGAAUGCUCCAUCAACUAUGAUGCUAGGGGAUCAUCCUCUUGGCGGGGGAAAG